CAACUCUCCACUGCCCAACAAUGAGCUGGGAAUAAAGUAACGGAUAUUGCGGAUUGGUUAGUUAUACUCUUCGUGUCCGAGACUCCGAGAUCUGAUUUUAUACUCCAAGAAACUCUUCACACUCUUUGAUACUGAUUCUGAUUCCGCCGGAAAACUUUAAAAAAAAAAAAAAAACACUGAAUCGACAUCCAUUCCAGGCUGAAAUUUAGUGAUGAGUUUUAAAUUCUCCGAUGAUCCCAUCACAAGGGAGUUCUAUAUUCCGACGUAUAUCUUUAAGCCUGAGGUCGUUGGUGAGACUGAGAGUUCACCGGAUGUACCGUCCUGCCCGGUGCUAGUGUUCGUCAAUUCUAGAAGUGGGGGCCAGUUGGGUGGAGAUCUUCUUACCACUUUUCGCUCUCUGCUCAACAAGUACCAGGUCAUUGAUUUGGGAGAGGAAGCACCUGAUCAGGUUUUGCGUAGGUUGUAUCUGAAUCUAGAAAAGCUCAAGAGCACUGGUGAUGUGUUAAGUUCAAAACUCGAAGAGAAAUUGAGAAUUAUUGUUGCAGGCGGGGAUGGCACAGCUGGCUGGCUUCUCGGAGUUGUUUCUGAUCUCAAAUUAUCUCGGCCACCACCAAUAGCUACCAUGCCUUUGGGAACUGGAAACAACCUCCCGUUUGCAUUUGGAUGGGGUAAGAAGAAUCCAGGAACAGAUACCCAGUCUGUGCUCUCAUUCCUGAUCCAAGUGAAGGAUGCAAAAGAAAUGAACAUGGACAGUUGGCAUCUCCUGAUGAGGAUGAAAGCACCAAGACAGGGUUCUUGUGAUCCCAUUGCACCUCUUGAAUUGCCUCACUCUUUGCACGCAUUCCACCGGGUAUCUGAAUCUGAUGAGCUUAAUGUGGAAGGGUAUCACACAUUCCGUGGUGGAUUCUGGAAUUACUUCAGCAUGGGGAUGGAUGCACAAGUAUCUUAUGCAUUUCAUUCUGAACGGAAGCAGAAUCCAGAAAAAUUCAAAAAUCAGCUUGUUAAUCAGAAAACAUAUGCAAAGCUCGGAUGCACACAAGGAUGGUUUGCUGCUUCAGUCUUUCAUCCUUCAUCAAAAAACAUAGCUCAGCUUGCAAAGGUUAAGGUCAUGAAAAGGGGUGAAUGGACAGACCUCAAAAUUCCACACAGCAUCAGGUCAAUUGUAUGCCUCAACUUACCUAGCUUCUCAGGUGGACUGAACCCUUGGGGAACACCAAAUGUCAACAAACGCCGUGAUAGGGAUUUGACUCCCCCAUUUGUAGAUGAUGGGCUUAUAGAAGUUGUUGGUUUUAGAGAUGCCUGGCAUGGACUGGUUUUGCUUGCUCCAAAUGGACAUGGGACACGUCUUGCACAGGCACACAGAAUCAGAUUUGAGUUUCACAAGGGGGCAGCUGAUCACACCUUCAUGAGGAUUGAUGGGGAGCCAUGGAAACAACCCCUCCCUGUAGAUGAUGACACCGUCGUGGUAGAAAUCUCUCAUCUCGGCCAGGUUAAGAUGCUUGCCACCCAAGAUUGCAGAUCCAGAAGCUAUCUUGACCCCUCGACUCCACAUCAUGAAGGCGAAGAUGGAGACAGUGGUGGUGAAGAAGAUUCAAUCUCAGAAGAACAGAGAAAGUUUGGGGCAGCAGACACAUUCAAGAUUCCAGAUGAAAUUGACAUUUCUCAAAUCAGUUAAUAUCGUUGUUUCCUGCUGUUACUGCAUUGGUAUUCUUUAGCACUUGAAAACUACCAGAAUUGCUGUGUGUUUAAAUCUUUAUAGCUGGUAAAAACUACUAGAAUUGCUGUGUGUUUUAAAUUUUAUAGCAACAGCCUUCAAUCUAGGAGUCUUGUAAUUGUAAUAAGCUGUAGUUUCUUGGAUUGUUGCAUAUGUAGAAAAUGAUAAUUAUCAGUUCUUUGCAAA
Messenger RNA from Ipomoea triloba (trilobed morning glory), 1900 nucleotides. RefSeq names its product diacylglycerol kinase 5. The record is from RefSeq and is a predicted model, not a curated record. Bases 212 to 1675 code for a protein of 487 amino acids. The transcript is spliced from 13 exons. Gene Ontology annotation, molecular function: ATP-dependent diacylglycerol kinase activity. NCBI's taxonomy places the organism in Eukaryota, Viridiplantae, Streptophyta, Magnoliopsida, Solanales, Convolvulaceae.